AUGGGAUUGGGCAAUUUUUGGCUUGAAAGGAAUAUUACUAACAAACAUUUAGUCAGGAGUUCAAACUUUGCUGAAGAUCGUACACAAAGACUGAAGGAAGCCAAACUGGAUGCUGCCAAAGAUAUCAAGGAGUAUAAGCAAAAGAAAGAAAAAGAACUAAAGGAACAUGAGGCCCAAUUUUCGGGAUCAAACGAUGACUUGGAAAAGGCAGCUGAAUCAGAGGUUCAAACUGAAUUGGUGGAAAUUGACAAAAGUGCUGAAGCCAAGAAGGAGGAUGUGGUUAAAUUGCUCCUUGAUGCAAUCACCCAUCCCAAACCAGAACUUCACGUCAAUGCCAGAGCUUAG
Molecule: messenger RNA, 345 nt
Organism: Komagataella phaffii GS115
Lineage: Eukaryota; Fungi; Ascomycota; Pichiomycetes; Pichiales; Pichiaceae
Exons: 2
Coding region: 1-345 (114 amino acids)
Biological process (GO): proton transmembrane transport
Cellular component (GO): vacuolar proton-transporting V-type ATPase complex
Molecular function (GO): proton-transporting ATPase activity, rotational mechanism
Source: RefSeq, a predicted model, not a curated record